Dendroctonus ponderosae (mountain pine beetle) is the source of this 4492-nucleotide messenger RNA. RefSeq lists its product as uncharacterized. The record is from RefSeq and is a predicted model, not a curated record. Gene Ontology annotation, biological process: neuronal signal transduction; chemotaxis. The transcript is spliced from 11 exons. Gene Ontology annotation, molecular function: microtubule binding. Gene Ontology annotation, cellular component: rough endoplasmic reticulum membrane; nuclear membrane. Bases 522 to 3437 code for a protein of 971 amino acids. NCBI's taxonomy places the organism in Eukaryota, Metazoa, Arthropoda, Insecta, Coleoptera, Curculionidae.
GUUUGUUUGUAUGUGGUUUGUUUAUGUCGACUGUCAGAUUAGCUUUUAAAAAAUCAAUUAAAUUUACAUACGAAAUUGGAGGUACAAUUCGAUAAUUCGAAUGUAGUUUUCGGUUCAUGUAACGAGUGUUUAGUGUUAGUCUUCACGUGCAUCACAUACGAGUUCGGCCACUGAUCGGUAUGUUGAAUAAUAAUUGGUAUUCAGCGAAUGUAGGAAAACAUACACAUAGUUUUAGUGAUCUGAUUUUAACGUAAUAGAGAAAGCUUUAGCAGGUUUCCAUUAAUUAAUAUGAUUUUAUAACAGCAAUUGUGUUGAAGAUCUUUACAGGGAGUUUAUCUCGUUAUUCGCCAUAUCAUUUCUAUAGUUCUGAUAAAGCUGAUAACCUGCUAUCAAAAGUGUUAAAAUGUUUAUUGAUCUAAGCUCUUUCUAACUGCUCUGUUUUCUUAAUUCUCAUCCUACCUGGGCCACUAAUAAUUAGAUUUUUUAACUGUGCACAAGUGUAGUGUAGUGUCGCGUAGACUAUGGCUGCUGUAAGUUCAAACAGUAUCAAUACAAACAGUGGAAAUUACACACCGCAAUGGAAAAAGGACCUUAUAGCCAGGUUGAAGACUCAAAACAGGCAGAGUGAGGAACGCCUUUGGACCGAACAUCACCCGCCUCAUCAUCACUCUGCAAGGACAGAUUUGGUUUGUUCAAUGUCGCCGGAAAAUGGCUUUGGCAAAGAUCUGGAUUCGGCAGGAUCCUCGGACUCGGAGGAUCUUCACUAUGGUCCCGGCAUAGUGAAUCGCUUGCGAAAUAAAUACCUGAGUCUGGCUCUAAGGGAAAGCAACGCUAGACCCACUAUUUUGAGGAAAGCCACCAGUUUGGAGAAUCUUCUUGAUGAUGAUGGCGACCGCGAAAGUGAAAAAGAGGAGUUGUUUACCCGUCGGAGUGGUGGCAAUGAAGGAAGCAAUCGAUACAGAUCAGCCACUCGUCGCCAAGAAAUGAAACGAGCUCGUUCAGUUGAAGUCAUAUCGCGAACUAAUCAUUACGAUGAAGAACUGUCUAUGACAUCAGUUACAACGAAGAUCAACAACAGACAGUCACUUCAUGAAGAUAUGCUCAAUGUAAAAAAUGAAGAAAUGGCUGUUUUAAUAGAAGAUGCCAGGCCAUACAAAAAAUCAGUAGCAAUUGAAAACAACAUCGAAGAGACCGAUAAAUACAGCCGAAGAAUAAACAGGCCGAAACGGAUUCCUCCAUUACUCAACGAGCGAGAAAAGCCGCCGGUUGAUGUGGUCAAACAUGCCAAGAUGAUUUUCGAGAAACGACCGGAAACACGAACCAAGAAACCUCAUCAUACUGGCGAAGUUGCAGCUAAAGUUAACAGUUUUAACAGCAUGAUCGUUAAAACUAAAUUAGCUGCAAAACCUCCAUGGAAAUCUGUAAAACUUGUAAAGCCUCUACCAAACGGCGACGUGGCUGCCAAAGUAGAUAGUUUCAACGAUAUCAUAGUUAAGACAAAAGUAGCUUUGAAGUCGACGAAACCAACGAUAAAAUCCACAAAACCAGUACUAAAUGAUAGAUGUAAAAGUAAUACUCAUCACGUUCGGCCGGUGGCCAAACCAGUAAUUUUAAGCGAAGAAAUGUUAAAGCCCAAAACCCUGAAUCUUAGUUCUCCCAGGCAGGAGAAAAAAGGGUUUAACAGUUUGCCUAGUCCCAUUCCUGAUGUUUCCAGAGUCGACAUCAAAAGUGCUGAUGGAAGUGAUUCAAGAAGCUCAAAUUUACUAUGUGAAACACCCGAUUUAAUAUUAACCUCAAGUCCUUUGCCAAAAAUUACCUCUCCCACUUACCGCAGAAGAAGCACCGAGAAUUUCAUCAAGGAGGAGCGGAAACGGUCUGCUCAGAACCACCCCGAAGCCACAAACACGCAUAUCAUCAGUCCAGUUCACAGUCCUUCAAAGCCCACUUCAUUAGUUUUCAACCGGGACGAGUCGGAUACAUUUGGGAUAAAAAUGAUUUCUCCUAUCUCACAAAGCAACAUCACCAAGAGCUCAGCCACAUCAGUCUAUAACUUUAUGAACGCACAAGUUGAUCAGAGACACUUACCUUCCACUGUAAAGCAGAAUAGGAGUCCGAUUUCAGAACCACCCAAAAGCGAAUAUAAUGGUUUCGGUACCAGUAAAAUUAAAAUGGGCUUAUCUGCAUUUGAAAUGGAAAAAAACCUGAAAAAUUCUGCAAAAUCGGGUAUAGAAAAUGGUGCUCAAGAACUAGUGGAGGAUUCAGUGGAACAUCGUAGUGAAAGCCUUGAAAAUAUCAGUGAUUUGGAGCCUAGUCGGAGCAGAAGUGCAGACAAUUCUAGAGUUCAAGGGGAUGUGGUUGAGUUUGAAAAAACUGACAAUCACAAAAGCAAGCACAACUUAGGCAAAAGCGUCGGCAAGACGAGCAGUAUUUUCGAAAACCUUGGCAAAAGCAAUAAAACUGCUCCAAGCUGGUUUGAACCAUCUUACAAGCUGAACAAGACGCCGAACAUCUCAAGUGGCACCGAUUCAUCGCAAAAUUACACAGAAGAAUCGGAGCAAGUGGAAACCACUGAUAAGCCUAAGCAGGAAGUUGAAUCACUCGAUGUUGUGGGAUCCGGAAAUCUGCCUGACACCCGAAUGAAAAAAAGUGACGAGGAAGUGAGCAAAACCAAAGUAGAUCUCGUGAAAUUAUCCGAAACUGUUAAGAGUGUGCAAAGUGCCAGUAACAAAAACAGUGCAGUGACAUCCGAAAUUAGUGAUAAUAAACCGAUCAAAAUAGUGCUGCCUAAGAAACCAAAGCCCAGGAAAGAAGAAGCAACUAGUGCAGUAUUUAACUUUACGACUAGAAAAGAUGUGCCAGAUUACAUCUCUAAUGAUACGAGUCGGACCGCUAGCAGACCUGUAAUUCCUAAGCCGGAUGAACCAGGUAUUAAGCUUUUGCCCGAUGCUCUUCUCACCGGCUUCCAGGACGUUUGGGAGGAAGAUGAAUUGAUUCGUUCUUUGGAAGCGCGUCCUCCCAGUCCUUGCGACGUGACCUUCAUCAACGAUAACAUCCUGAUUGAUGGAAAAUCUAGUCUUAUUCAAAUCACCUCGAAAAGAACAAAGUUAAAGAUUUCUUUCGUCGACGAUGCCGAUAUUUACGAGUAUCCUUCCGAAACAUCCCUGCUGUUGGAUGAGGCCCAAAUAUCCACAUUAGCGGGCACUGCUCAAGUAGGUCACACCAUUCCAACACUUUCUGGUUCUUCGCUGGCCACAUACACGCCUAAAACCACCGAAACAUUCCAACUAGGGGUAACAAAGAGCUUUCAAGAAACAUCCACAGCUCCAAAGGUUGGGGUUCAAGUGAACCAAGAAGUGUCCCAAGCGGAUGUACUUUUGGAGGAAACUGUAGAGCCGGUACUGUUCAGUUCAGGCAGUACUAGUGAUAUACUGUUUUGAAACUAUGUGAUUUCCUAACUGGUGCCGACAGCCAAAAUUGGAAGUUUCAAUUGACAACAUCAACUGAUUAAUGAUGAUUUAAAACCAAAAGCUGCUGCAUCAAAACCAUUUGUUUGGAGCUUAAUGUUUGCUUGAAACAUUCCUGAAUUUAUACACAUUCUUUUGCAACACUCCAUUUACAAGAACUCACAGAUCCGUAAUAUAUUUUUACGGUAACUUUAUCAUGAAUGCUUCUACACAUUAAAUAUUUGCCAAUAUUCGGUUUAUUUUUGCAUGUUUUGGAAGAUUUUUAUGAUAAUUCGAGAAAAGGCAGCAUACAUUUAUCUCCAGGAUUCCUUCAGUUCCUCAUUGCCAAUGAUAAAUUUGAAUAGACUGGGCUUCAAAUGGUUUCCACGUAGUUUCUUUAGUUUUGUAAUAAAUCAUUACAAACUGCAUGAUUAUCUGUGAUUUAAGUAAAACCCUAUUUUCUAAGUGAUACAGUCAUUCAGCUCACGCAAGAGUAAAACAUCGUGUUGUGUGCAUUUGAUUUUGAAUGAAGCCAAUAGUUUAUAAGGUACGCUAUAAUGCCUCAGUAUUUUAUGAAGUACUUUUAUAAGACAUUUACUAUACUUUUAAAAAAAGUUACAUUCCAGGAAAUUAAUCUUAGUUUAAUGUCAACAAAAUAAUAUUAACGAGUUUUGUGCCUUUAAUAUUUGUCUGCAGAAAAUAGUAUAUGUAAUGCUUUGAUUGAUGUACCUAUUUGUACUUACAACAAUAUUUUCGAACCCUUAGUAGAGUAUAAUUUUGGACCAAUUUCUUAAACAUUUGUAUAAUACCCUAGCUUUCACUCAAACCCCUCUUUUUCUGUUGCAACAGAAGACGUUGCUCUUUACAGUCCAAGUCACUAAAAAUUUGAUUGUAAAACGUUCGAUAAAUUGUAUAUGAAGCGGUGAACAUAUUGUGUGACGAUAAGCUGUGUAUGAAGUAAGCUUCCUGCUUUUAAAUUAAUUAUAUCAUUGUAAUAUCGGUUUCGUAUACGUCGUUUUUAAAAAUAUAUACACGUAUUAUUUAUUAAA